This is a messenger RNA of Cutaneotrichosporon cavernicola, 639 nucleotides long. RefSeq lists its product as uncharacterized. Lineage: Eukaryota; Fungi; Basidiomycota; Tremellomycetes; Trichosporonales; Trichosporonaceae. Bases 1 to 639 code for a protein of 212 amino acids. The transcript is spliced from 3 exons. The record is from RefSeq and is a predicted model, not a curated record.
AUGAGUCGCGCUGCCUCCAUCUUUCAACUCGUCAUGUACUCGAUCACCAUGGUCCUGGCUGUGGCCGAGAUUGGCUUCUGCAUCAAUGCAAUAAUCGUCUUCAGUGGCUACUACUAUGAAUAUUUCAUGUGGUUGGCCAUUGGAGGCAUCAUCCAUGGCUCGCUCAUCUGCAUCUACCUUAUCGCCUUCUUUUGCAUGUACAGACGUAACACUUUCAUGGUACGCACGACGACGGACCUGAUCAUGUGUGGCUUCUUCUUUGUAAGCAGCAUCCUCGUGGGCGUUUUCUGCGCCAUGAUUGCCUUUGCCCCCGCCGCGCCUUUCCUCUUCACCUUCAUCGUAGAGGUAAUCGUCGUCGCUAGGAGCAAGGUACCCGGCAAAUGGAGGAUGUCGCUGUUCAACGUGUGCAAUGGCAAGAACACCAACAUCCAAUAUAUGAACCAGAACGUGGGCACGGCCUAUUACCCAAUGUCAAACCAGGCGUUCGGCGGGGCACCCCAGUACGCGAAUGUGCCCAACCCCGGGGCACCCCAGUACGCGAAUGUGGCCAACCCCGGAGUGAUGCCCACGCACAGCUACGCGGUGCCGUACCAGACGUCCCCGAUGCCUUAUCAGACACCGUACGGUCAGUCUCACUAG